AUGACUCUAACGCAUCGCGAAGCAAAAGAACAAAAAUUGGAAAUUCUAUUUCCACCACCACUUCUCCAUUCAUUUUCAAAUCCACAAGAAUCUUUCUUUUCCAAUACUUCUUAUUCUCCAUUCUCACCAAAUUUAUUGACCGAGGAUCUUGUUAGUAAAGUUAUAGAGGUUCUGAGUAGUACUUUAGAUGAGAUAAAAAAUGAGAUAUGGAAAACUUUUUUAAAUCCCAAUGAAGAUCAAAUACCAAAAGGCUUCAUUUCUGAUUUUAAUAAGUUAAUAUCCAAGACACCAUUUUCUCAAUAUCCAAAUGUCCAACGCCAACCAAUUAAAAAUUUGCAGCACCUUAUAUCAAUACUUUCAGUCGGGGUUCAUUCACCUGAAACUGAACUAAUUCAUCAAGUUUUUGACUUCUACAGCCAAAUUACAGCUUUCUUGACCGUCAUUCACAUGUUCUUUGAAGUUGUAGUUAUGGACUUUUUAUCGAAAGCAGAUAGUGAUAAAAAUUCAAGGCGUUUAGAAAUGGACCAUUUUAUGAGAAUUUUUCAUUUUAAAGACAAUUUUUUGGAUAAACAAUUUCAAUCACAAAGAAGCGAAGAUGAAGAUAAAACAAAUGAGA
Entrophospora sp. SA101 is the source of this 616-nucleotide messenger RNA. Lineage: Eukaryota; Fungi; Glomeromycota; Glomeromycetes; Entrophosporales; Entrophosporaceae. The record is from the annotation of a GenBank genome assembly.